Molecule: messenger RNA, 375 nt
Organism: Didymodactylos carnosus
Lineage: Eukaryota; Metazoa; Rotifera; Eurotatoria; Philodinida; Philodinidae
Source: the annotation of a GenBank genome assembly
AUGGGAACUUGUUUUCCUUUAUGGAACAGUAAUUCUGUGUAUAAUGCAAAUGAAAAUGUUAGUGAAAAUAGCAUAAAUUAUAUGGCCGCUUAUUAUUCACAUGGUGCUGAUCCAGCAACAAAUAAUGGUCCAGUGUCAAGUGGUCAAGAAUGGAUCCCAUUGGGUUCAUGUUUAUGGUUAAAUACAACAGUCAGUGCUACGGUAGCAUGUUAUGCAACGUAUAGUUCUUCAACUGCGUACUCAACCGGCAGUCUAAUCAGUUAUCUAAAUAUAAACUAUGAAGCGUGUUAUUAUUCAUUAAAUCGUGAUCCAAGUGUUUACAACGGUAUCACGUGUAGCGGGCAAAACUGGAAAACACUAACAGCUUGUUAUUAA